AUGAUCCAGCCAGGAAUCUGCACUAAAGGGAAACUGUAUGAAUGCGGAAAAAUCUUCAGUAAUGACUCAUCCCUGAUUGUUCAUCGGAGAGUCCACACAGGAGAGAGACCCUAUAACUGCCCAGAGUGUGGGAAAUCCUUCCCUCAGAGCUCCACCCUUGUUGUGCAUCAGAGAGUGCACACAGAAGAGAAACCCUAUAAAUGCCCCGACUGCGGGAAAAGAUUCAAGCGGAGCUCAACCCUUAUUUCACACCAGAAAAUCCACACAGGAGAGAGACCUUAUAACUGCCUGGAAUGUGGGAAAAGUUUCAAUCAAGGCUCAAACCUAAUUAAGCAUCAGAGAAUCCACACGGGGGAGAGACCCUAUAACUGCCUUGAGUGCAGGAAAAGUUUCACUCGGCACUCGCACCUCAUUAGACAUCAGAGAAUGCACACUGGAAAGAUACCCUAUAGGUGCCCUGACUGUGGAAAAAACUUUAGUGAUAGCUCAGCUGUUAUUAGACAUCAGAGGAUCCAAACUGGAGAGAGACCCUAUAAAUGCCUUGAGUGUGGGAAAAGCUUCAAGCAGAGCUCAGACCUUAUGAAUCAUCAGAGAAGCCACACGGGAGAAAAACCCUAUUACUGCCCUGAGUGUGGGAAGGGGUUCAGUCGGAAGGCUCACGUUAUUUCGCACCAGAAAAUGCACAGGCCAGAGAGAUCCUUUAACUGCCUUGAGUGUGGGAAAAACUUCACUAGGAGCUCUGACCUCAUUAGACAUCAGAAAACCCACACUAGGAAGACACCAUAUAAAUGUUCUGUCUGUCGAAAAAGCUUCAAGCAGAGGUUAGAACUUAUUUCACAUCAGAGAGCCCACACAACAAAAAGAAACUAUAAAUGUUCUGUCUGUGGGAAAAGCUACAAGGUGAAGGUCUCUCUAAUGUCCCAUCAGAAACUCCACACAGGCUAG
Messenger RNA from Emys orbicularis (European pond turtle), 945 nucleotides. Its product is annotated as zinc finger protein 436-like. Gene Ontology annotation, cellular component: nucleus. Gene Ontology annotation, molecular function: RNA polymerase II cis-regulatory region sequence-specific DNA binding; DNA-binding transcription factor activity, RNA polymerase II-specific. Gene Ontology annotation, biological process: regulation of transcription by RNA polymerase II. The coding region runs from base 1 to 945 and encodes 314 amino acids. The transcript has a single exon. The record is from RefSeq and is a predicted model, not a curated record. NCBI's taxonomy places the organism in Eukaryota, Metazoa, Chordata, Testudines, Emydidae.